Molecule: messenger RNA, 894 nt
Organism: Prunus armeniaca (apricot)
Lineage: Eukaryota; Viridiplantae; Streptophyta; Magnoliopsida; Rosales; Rosaceae
Source: the annotation of a GenBank genome assembly
AUGGAGAUAAUCAGAACUUACGGCAUACUGCCUAUUAAUCUUCGAUCAGCCACCGCGCCGCCUCAAGCCCUGCACGCAGUCUCAGUUUCUGAUCGCCGACAACAUCUAUUCCUCUCCUGCGAUUUCUUCUGUGGGUUUCUCUCUUUAUCAGUUAAAGUGAGCGCAAUGGCAGGCAGAGAAGUUCGAGAGUACACCAAUCUCUCCGACCCAAAAGAUAAGAAAUGGGGGAAAGGGAAAGAUAAGAUAGACGAUGAAGACAUCACAUUCCAACGCAUGGUUGCCAAGAUGCAAGAGGUUGCAGGAGAACGCGGAGGAUACCUUCAUGGCCGAGGCGCCUUGGACAGUGAUGACCUACUAUAUCUCAAGGAGCAGAUGGAAGCUGAGGAGGAUGCAGAGCGCCUCCUUCGCCGCACUGAGAAGCGAGCAUUUGCUGCAUUUAAGAUAUCCUUUCAUGAAAUUUCUUCUAGUCUCUCUGCAUGCAUAGUCUGCACACAUUGGAUUAUUACAUCUCUCUCCUCUCCCUCUUCUCUCUUGUCUUCCUUAACCAAUGAACACAAAGCUGCAAGUCUGGCAGAUUCUUCACCUGCAUCGGUUCCCUUGCCACUUCGUGUUGAGCCCAAGCAAAAGAGUGGGAUCAGACAGCAAGAUCUACUGAAAAAGGUCAUUGAAAUUAAACCCAAGCGGCAUAAAGUUUCAAGCAGAUCCGAUGGUAAUCAGUCCCACCCAAAUUUGAUUGUUAGUGCUUCGACAAAUCUUGAGUCUGAAAAUGACCAAGUGAAGGACAAAGUGCAUGUGUCGUCAUCACACAGAAUAAAGGGCGAGUGUGAAGGGAAAACUACAGCCAAAAGUUUGUUAGGAUUAGCAUAUGCAAGUUCUGACAAUGAAGAGGAUUAA